Varroa destructor (honeybee mite) is the source of this 4741-nucleotide messenger RNA. RefSeq names its product mpv17-like protein. Gene Ontology annotation, cellular component: membrane; cytoplasm; mitochondrion. Lineage: Eukaryota; Metazoa; Arthropoda; Arachnida; Mesostigmata; Varroidae. The record is from RefSeq and is a predicted model, not a curated record.
CCAACCCUUUAUUUAACCACUCGUUCGGCGACCAAAUUUAAUCUAACAACAGAAUGAAACAGAUCGAUUGAAAUCACGAUCUUAGGCGAUACUUCAAAAAAAGCGAAAUCUCGUAGCAGUUACCCGGACUAGCACGACUACGUGUCUCUACCGAAGGCUAAAAUCUUAGCUGAAUUAUAUCUCUUCAACGGCGCCUAAAACUGCAUUCUUUCGGACGAAGUAAAGCUGUAAGCGAUUAAAUGACUGAUAACACACUUAGGUUCCACUAAGAAAUAUAAUGCAGACAAAAAGCGUUUAUCAUUCACCUGACGUUGUGCCAGCCACCGUUAACUUUAUAUUACGAUCAGCCCAUCGAAUCACCUAAACAGGGCCAGGAAAAAAACACCCAAUGGUCGGUCCGAUGUCGAGUUGGCGUUACGGUCCUCGAGGGGCAAGAAGUGUUUGGUUUUCCCAUUGACAGCUGAUCAGUUAGUGCGUUGGAAAUCGUCGAACACCAAAUAAGGAAGAUGGUUUUGAGAUAUCAAAUAGUCAGAUUGUUUUUUGCACGACAUCCGCUCGCGGCCAACGUUGCUGCGUAUGGAGCCCUUUCGGUCGGAGCUGAAUUUACCCAGCAGACCAUCAUCAGAAGAUGGGACGGUGACAUGAAAGGCAAGCCCUAUGACUGGAUUCUUCUCGGAAGAUACGCAGUGUAUUCCAUGAUCCUGGCUGGUCCUGGUUUAUUCUACUGGUUCCGUUGGCUAGAUUCACGAUUUGUAGGAACUACAUUUCCUGUUGUCAUAAGGAAAGCCGCUACGGACCAACUUAUAUCAAGCACCAGUUGUACGGUUGUGUUUUACAUAUCGAUGUCCGUUAUGGAGAAGAAGGAAGAUAUCUUCGCUGAGCUGCGGCAGAAAUUUUGGCCGACGUAUAAAGUUUCAUGCUGUUUUUGGCCGCCUAUACAGUGUCUGAAUUUUUUUUUGGUUCCACCACAUUUCCGUGUAGUCACCGUUGCCGUUGCAUCUUUUGUGUGGUGUAAUUUUCUCUGUAUUCUCAAACGGGCUGUACAUUUUUGAUUAAAAAAAAAACAGAGCGAUUUACGGUUACAAAAGCGUCGAAUCUAGAGCAAAUGCAAAACUUCCGUGCGGAUUUACUUUAUGACUAAGCGGCCCACUUGCUCGCCAUAUUAUGUUACAUUGCUCAUUGUAACCAACGCUUCCUGCAACAUCGGCUUCACCUGCUCGCCCCCAUAAGACAUUAUGCGUCUGGCACUUUAUAAUUUUUUUUUAAAUUACUCCGACCAUUUUGAGCAACUCACGGCAACCACGCGCCUGCUACAUCCAGUCCGCGCCUGUGAAAAGUCCUGCAGCUUUACUACAGUCACCAAACGUUUUCCCGUAGUGUAGCAGUUUACGCCACACACAGGACGCCACACACAGGAGCUGGAUUGUCUAUGAUGGUUUUGAAAAAGGAGAAUUCUCUGAGAGUGGCGAAAGGAGUGAAAGUAGCACUUCCCCUUAAGUGAAGAGACUUUCAUAUCUAUUUGUUCCCUGGGGCUCUAGCCAAUAGAAAUAAUUCGUCAUAGAAGAGCGAGGAUAAAACUGCUUGAGGAACAAGGUCUUAUCUUUUUCGAAAGCACCGGCCGCCACAAACCGCAUAAUGUUGUAAAGAUGGAGGCUGUCAAAGGCGCCACAGAAAGAGCUGCAAACGUUUUUUUGGCUGUUGCAGUCCACGUCAAAAACGCUUCUGAAGGAUUGCUACAGAAGAACGUUUUGGAAUCAAUUCAAAGAAAGAAAAUGCCGCUGUAUUUACUCAGGGCUAUCUUUCGAUAUCUUCAAAUCAGACUGCGCAGGUUGAAUGAUAGUGGCGUCGCCAAGGGUCCUCCCUUAGGCCCGUUACUAUGGUAUCUUACUUACGACGAUAUCUUUAAGCUAGUUGACCUCCCGCAAGAAGUAGACUUGCUUGCAUACGUAGAUGGCUUAGCAGUCAAGACCAGAAUCGUACACUUAAACCAGUGGAACCAAUUAAAUUUUGACGUAAGUUACUGAACGGAAAACGACCCGACUCUAGCCCUGACUGACAGGGAAAGACUUACUUGUUGGAAAGAAAAAAUCAAGUUAGUUAGUCCUUUCUUUAAUGUCGAAGAGAUUGAAAUAGCAAAAUACGUGGUUGUAUACCUCGACUCACGAGUAAAGGGCAUCCUCCUGCAUCCAACAACGUGUGGCAAGAACUAUUGAGGUGAAAAGGAAACUUGCUAGGACAAUGCCAAACAUUUAUGAGCCAAAUAAAAAGAAAUGCAAACUCAGCGAUGUCCAUCGCUGAGCCUGCGCUUUAGGAAUGCCAGACUCAUAGGUGGCUCAACAGGCCCGGACGUAAUUUAGCUACCACAUCACCCAGUUUUUGGUAUUGCAUAGGAACCUUCCCAGCUACAACACACAGAAUGGGUAAGGCAUCUUCGCCGAUAUGAACCCACAGUAGGAAGCGGUUCCGAAGCUGGCGUAUGGCCGGAGCACUGAACGAAAGCUCAGACACGCAGUGAGCGCGGCCUCAACGGCCUGGUUUGCAGUACGUUUGCAAAAAGGCCGAAUGAUGGCACCGAGGUUGGCCUAACUUAAUAAACAAAAAAAUUAUUCUUACUCUUCUUAAAAACAUUAACCGAAACUCUUAAAAGUGAAUAAAUAUAUCUAAAAUUUUUACGAUUAAUAAAAAUAUCUGACAAUAUUUUUUUCGCAAAAAUUUAAAAUGUUUUUUUUAUUUUGAGAGUAAAUAGUUCUAUAACUGAACGGAGUUGUAUUGGUAGAAAAGGCAACAUCAGAGAAAAGAACGACAAAGCAUUCGGCAAAUUAGACGAGAAAAUUGCAGGUAGUCAAGCAAGAGAAGCCGUCUACAAAAGCGAUGGGACGUGGUAGACAGAUAGGUGAGCACACAAAACGCGGCUACGCAGACCAGGAAGUAGCUGGUAUGUGUAAGUAGAUUGAGGUAAUUUAAGCAAUAAUAAUUAUUUAAUUGACUGAUUAUUUAAUUGCUCAUUUGUACAAACGGAUUCUUUAUGAUCAGGCAACCUCUGUACCGGUCGACUACAGAUCGCUUUCAUUCUGAUUGCUAUGUAGCAAUGAGUUGUGUCAAAUCAUAGUUAACGAAAUCUCUUAAAACGGCAUUCGGAAAACAGAUGUUUCCAUAGAAGUUGUGAGACGUAAAAGAGCAGAAAGGGCAGUAUUUUAAUGGCUUGAAACAGUCACAUGCUUAGCAGUGACUUCCAAAGGUACAGACGAUUCCGGCCAUAAUCCUAAGGUAGUGCUAUAGGCGGGUAUCAACGCAGAGCGAGAGAAGGGUAGAUAUACUACUUUUCACUCAAGAAGACCCCAUCAGCUCACUGCUAUUCGAUUAUCCAUGGUCAACAUUACGAUACGGACAAGGCAAAUGAGGCUAAAAAUGUAUCUUAGAUAAAGCCUUGAUACUCGCAAGUAGCCGAAAUCACCUGCAGCAAUCUUCAGCAACCCCAGUCUCGUAUAUUUCCGGUAUCGACGUGAAAAAAACAUACAGUAAACGAGGUGAUUAAUUCGAAACGUCUAUCACAAUUUAAUUGAACGGAACUAGAAGAUAUGUCAGCUGAUUGACCUGGUUGGACAUUAGACCGAUCUUAAAUGCGAAAGCAUAAUUCGGAGUUCUCAUAGAACAGAGAGUGGGUAGAGCCACAUUGAUUGAAAAACCACCAACUCCUUCGCUUCUAUGCCGAUUUCGUUGAUAUCCCGGCUUACAGGUUUGUUAAGAAAACGAGCCAUCUUUUCAUACGUUAUUUUUUUUAUCCAAACGUUAAUUUUUUAAAAAAGGACCGUAGGUAUUUACUCCUCGAAAUGUUUAGUUAUGUUGCCUGCCCGUUAGCAGGUACACCGCUCCUCAUCGAAUAACGUACGUUAGAAAUUUAUCAUAUUAUUAGGAUAAAACGGCUUAAAUUUUCUAAUUUUGUGUAAAGAAAAAACUGGCUAUAACAAACCACCAUAUAUGGUCAUCGAAUAUGCACCUUAUGGUGACCGUGCAUUUUUCUCUGAACUGAGGGUUAUCCCGAACCAGGCCAUCUCUGUGUUACUCUAGUUGUUGAUAUAAAACAUAUCGUGGUAAGAAUUUCAAUAAUUAGACAUUACUAUCAAAACGGAAAACAGUACUUAGCCUAUACUAGUGAUUACACGAUGUUUGGAAAACACAUGUACGCAGGUGUAUUUACAUGUUGUAUGUAACUUGUAGAAAAAAUAAUCUUUGCUUACACAGUAUUUAGCCUGUAGGAAAACCUGUGAAUAGGCCAACUCGAAUCAGCUGGUCCGUUCGGUUCUGAUGCUGCCAGAAUAAAGAGGCAACAGAAUUAGAGUCCGCUUGCCACCGUACACGAUCUGUGCUUCGGCGGUCAUGACUACACCACUCAAUCUAAGUGCCAGCGAACUACAAUUCAUUGAAGAUUCAGAACUGGCACAGUGGUGCACCGCUUACUAGAAGGAUGCGUAGACAUAUAUUUUAAAUAGGUAUGUCUGACCUUCGAACUAUCGUAUUUUUUUCUGAGUACCUUACAAAGAAGAUGCGAUCAUACAUGUUGAAGGCCAAACCUUAUUUCUUUGGAAUGCUGUUAAGGAAAUCUCAUGGAAUCCAGAAUUCCAGCAUUUCUUCUUCAAGAUUAUGCCACCUGAUUCUCUAGCCAUACGGUGACUUCCGUUCUAUUUGCUUAAUUUCUGUAUCGGUAAAACUUUUUUAUUUUACGUAAAAUGAAUUUCUUUUA